Naegleria fowleri is the source of this 3519-nucleotide messenger RNA. RefSeq lists its product as uncharacterized. Gene Ontology annotation, biological process: proteolysis. The coding region runs from base 1 to 3519 and encodes 1172 amino acids. Gene Ontology annotation, molecular function: serine-type endopeptidase activity. NCBI's taxonomy places the organism in Eukaryota, Heterolobosea, Eutetramitea, Acrasida, Naegleriidae. The record is from RefSeq and is a predicted model, not a curated record. The transcript is spliced from 4 exons.
AUGUCUGAAACAAACCAUGCCACCACAAUCAUAGCAGUGGAUGGUGAUGAUCGGAUUCAAGCAUUCAAAACUAAAUGUUAUCCCAAUAGAACGUUGAUUGUAGUAGUGAGUGGAGUGCUCGCCGCUACAUGCUCUCUUCUUCUCGUGAUGACACUUUUGAUGCAACAUUUCAUGCCAUCAUCACUGUUGUUGACAACAACAAACAAUGGACACAAACUAUCCCUUCAAAAACAACAAGAAAUUGACCUUCACUACAACUCGAUUCAUCUCAGAAGUGGACAUGUGAUUCAUACCCGAACCACUCAUGAUCACUUUUCAAGCAAGAUGAGUUCAGCCUCCUCCUCAUCUUCUCCAAUGAAUCGCAUCACUUCCUCCUUUUUCAGAUUAUUCCAAUUGAUGAUUGCCAAUCCAUUUGUCACCAGCACUUCUCAUCACGAACAACAACACAUUGAGGACAUGUCAAGUAAAGAAGCAACAAGGGCCACCACCACCACCGAGCAAGACAUGGAUGCUUCUCCUUCUUCAAUUCAGACAUUUUUCUUGCACUUUCAUCCACACUUUUACGAACAAAUGAUUGCUUCUUCUUCUUCUGAUAACAAUCAAAAAGGUUGUUCCGAAUUUCCUUGGCUCCAAGAACAAGUCAAAAAAUUUACAGUUCGUCUCGGACACUACAUUCCUCAGAGAACUUUCAUGAUCAGUGGUUCCGAGAAGAAUGUGUUCAGAUUAAAGGAAUAUUUGAAUGAGAUAGGUCGUAGUUAUAACAGGAAUAAUGGCUGGUGGAGUAGCAACAACAACAGAGAGGAGGUUUGUUGGAUUGGUUUGGUAGAGAAGGAUCAUAAAUCGGUACCACGUGAUGUUUUGGAAGUACAUUUGGAUAAAACGGUUGUGGUUGAUCGUGUCAUGAGAGGAGAGUUACCCUAUGAUGAUGCAUUCAGAUAUCUCACAAGAAAAUUAUUAUCAAAUAACGAUAAGGGAAAAGAUGUACACUUUGUUAUUAUGGCUACUAUGGCAAAACAUGAAUCAAAAGAAGAAUUAGAAUUGAAUGAAAUUGCCAACGUCAAUUCUCCUCUAAUGAAACUUGUUAAGGAAAAUUCUGAGGAUGACCAUGUAAGCGUUAAAGCUGUAUCGAACGAAAAAAUUGCUAUUGGAGUGAAUGGACAUCAACAUGCUUUGAAAUUAGCUGAGAAACUAAAAGAGCAUGGUCUCGUUCAUUGGGUAGAAAUUAAGACUCCAACAAUUAUUCAUGGCAAAUAUUCAAAUGCUCUAGUUCAGAGUUAUAAGAAGCCAACUGACAAGCCAAUUUGGAGUAUGGGACUUACAGGUUCUGGACAAGUGAUUGGAGUUGGUGAUACAGGUGUCGAUUAUUAUCAUUGCUUUUUCUAUGAUGAAAAAUCCAAUCCUCCUUUCCAAAGAAAUUUACGUGACUCUGUACAAAAUGCCAAUCACAGAAAAUUUGCAUCAUUUUGGACUUAUAUGGAUGCUGUUGAUUCUCCAAUGGGCCACGGAACACAUGUCACUGGUAUUGCUGCUGGAAGCAUCCAUCCAAGUGCAAAACCUGCAGAUUUGAAAGAUCAUGACGCACUUGCUAAGGAUGCUAAGCUUGCAUUCCUCGAUGCUGGAUGUGACACCGAUGAAGGAUGUUCUUGCCCUCCUGAUACACUUUGCGAGUGUGACAUGAAGGAUGGAAAGAAAUGUCCAAAGAAGUUUGGUGUUGUUUAUUUACCUUUGGAUCUUUAUUCUUCUUAUUUUCCAUAUUUCUAUCAAAAUGGAGCAAAGGUUGUGAGUAGUUCUUGGGGAACAGGAUUUUUCAAAGACUUUGGUUUUGGUUAUUCUACAAACUCGAGAGAAAUUGACCAAUUUGCUUGGGAAAAGAAGGAUUUCCUUCCUGUGUUUGCUGCAGGUAAUAGUGGUGGUGUUUUUGGAUAUGCCUCUCUGACCAGUGAAGCAGAAGCAAAAAAUACUUUAUCGAUUGGUGCCUCUUUGAGUACACUUCAAAGUUUCCAACAAAGUCUUAAUAUUACCUCCACUCAAUUAAUUAUUGAUAGACUUAGAAUUGAACUUUAUCAAAAGUUUUGUCUCAAGGCAAGCGAUCUCUAUGAUGCAGAUAAGUGUGAAAAAGCAAAGAAUUUCCAAUCUGAAAGUGAUUGUUGUGCCACCACUUGCAAGACAGUUUCCACUGAUUGUUGUGGUGUUCAAGACUAUUCUCCAUUUUUAACCAUUGGAUUCAGAUGUUGCCCACAAUGUAUUGGCCUUGAAAUGCAACAACAUCCAGAAUACUACAGCCAGGAAAAUCUUGCAGUUUUUACUGCAAGAGGUCCUACUCUUGACGGCCGAAUUAAGCCAGAUGUGGUCACUGUUGGCGAGAAAAUUCUAUCUUCCCUUUCUUCUGGAACUACAGAAUCUAAAAAGUGUGGAACAUUCACAGAUAUUAAGGAUCAGAUGGUUUAUCACGAAGGAACAAGUAUGGCUGCUCCAUUAGCCGCUGGAGCUGCUGCCUUAGUACGACAAUUCUACCAGGAGGGUUAUCUCACAGGUAGUAAGAAUCCAAGCCAAGGAUUUAAUCCAAGUGCUGCUCUUGUAAAAGCUACCUUGAUUCACUCUUCAAAGCCAUUAACUGGAUACGUUCAUCUUCUCUCAAAACAUCAAUAUUGGCCUCUUCAAUAUCAAGAAGGUCACACUUUUUCACUUCAAAGUACAUACAUGCAAGGUUUUGGUCACAUUGAUUUGAGCAACGUUAUGGAUAAGAGCAUGGGUCUGUAUGUUCCAAAUAGAGCAGACUUACAAUUGAGCACUGGCCAAACUCAUCAAUACUGUUUAAAUGUCAAAUCUCAAGGUGAUAACCCUUUAAAGGUCACAGUGGUUUGGACUGAUCCUCCAAGCUCACCUGCUGCCAAGAUUCAUCUUAUUAAUGAUUUGGAUUUGGUUGUGAUCACACCAAAAGGUGAUAAACUAUUCGGAAAUGGUGGUAAAUCAUCAGUGAAACAAACAAGAGAUGAACCAGAUCAAUUGAAUAAUGUGGAACAAGUUGAAUUGGACAAAUCAGAUCCAGCAGGUCUAUAUAAUGUUGUUGUGAGAGGUAAUGCCGUUACCAAAGGCCCUCAACCUUAUGCCAUUGUUAUGACUGGUAAUUUUGAAUUAUCGACAGGAUGUUCUUCUUAUUCCUUCAUUCCAUAUGCUUAUUUAGCAGAAAGAGCGGAAACGUAUUCAAACUUGUCCAUUGCUUUUGGAUUGCUUGCCAUCAUUUGUAUUCCUGCACUUGCCUUCCUUUCCAUCUACCUGUACUUGCAAUACCGAUCAGUGACAACAUCUCAAAAGGGUUAUAGAGAAGCAGCAAUUGGAAGAAACACUAACACGUAUGUCGAUUUGGGAGACGAUGACAAUUAUGAGUUGAAAAACGUAAAGAAGAAUUAUGUUGUUGAGGAUGAGGAUGAGGAUGGUGAAGACAAUAUCGCUAUCAACAAACGAGGUGGAACUGCUAGAGAAAAAGCUGAACUUGUAGAAAGGGAUACUACCGAAUAA